Macrosiphum euphorbiae (potato aphid) is the source of this 954-nucleotide messenger RNA. The record is from the annotation of a GenBank genome assembly. Lineage: Eukaryota; Metazoa; Arthropoda; Insecta; Hemiptera; Aphididae.
AUGAGUACUAAAACAAAACAAAAAAAAAUGGCCGACUAUGUCACAACAACAACAGAUAACUCAAAGAAAAGAGUUAGAAACAAUGAUGGAGAUGAUUCCGAAUCUAAAAAGCCCAAAUCGACACAAGUUGAUUUGAACAAAAUAAAUUUUGAUUGUGAGAAAAAAAGUGCUAAAGGCCUUACUUGGAAUAUGAAAAUUAUUUCAUGGAAUGUUGCCGGUCUUAGAGCAUGGCUUAAGAAAGAUGUUGUAGAAUAUCUUAAAAAGGAGGAUCCAGAUAUUAUUUGUUUACAAGAAAUCAAAUGCACCGAAAAACAAAUGCCAGAUGAAGCAAAGUUACCUGGAUAUAAAAUUUACAUUAAUUCAGGUGACAAGGCUGGUUACUCAGGAGUUGCUUUAUAUUCUAAGACAAAGCCAAUUAGUGUGAGAAUGGGAAAAGAAAUAAAAGAAUUGGAUGAUAAUGAAGGUCGUGUGAUUGAAGCAGAAUAUGAACAAUUUUUCCUUGUUUCUACUUAUAUUCCAAAUGCUGGCGCAGGAUUAAAAACAUUGCCAAAAAGAAUGAAAUGGGAUGAGGCAUUUCGUAAAUAUUUGAAAGAGUUAGAUACCAAAAAACCAGUUGUAUUAACUGGUGAUUUGAAUGUUGCUCAUGAAGAAAUAGAUAUCGCAAACCCAAAAACUAAUACAAAGAGUGCAGGUUUUACUAAAGAAGAAAGAGAUAAUAUGUCAUUGCUUCUUGAACAAGGAUUCAUUGAUACAUUUAGAACAUUAAACCCUGAGAAAACUGGAGCCUAUACUUUUUGGACUUAUUUUCAUAACUCAAGAGCUAAAAAUGUUGGAUGGAGACUGGACUAUUUUAUAUCAUCAAAAAGAUUCAUGGAUAAUGUAUGUGAUAGUACUAUAAGAAAUGAAGUACUAGGUAGUGAUCACUGUCCAAUUGUGUUUUACAUUAAUGUUUGA